Molecule: messenger RNA, 996 nt
Organism: Hevea brasiliensis (rubber tree)
Lineage: Eukaryota; Viridiplantae; Streptophyta; Magnoliopsida; Malpighiales; Euphorbiaceae
Product: mitogen-activated protein kinase kinase kinase 20-like
Exons: 1
Coding region: 1-996 (331 amino acids)
Biological process (GO): protein phosphorylation
Molecular function (GO): ATP binding; protein kinase activity
Source: RefSeq, a predicted model, not a curated record
AUGGCAGCCAUCAUCUCCGUGGUGGUCAUAUCCUCCUCCUCCUCUUCUGCUCCUAGGAAGCCAAAACAUGAUUCUAAAUGGUACGAAAUGAUCAAGCGACGCAAUGCCUUUAAGAGGAAAAAGAAGACUCCAGUCGUUUGUUUCGAAACGGCUACAACUUUGGAAGCCUCUCAUGGGCUUUCAUGGGUUCGAGUUUGCUUGCUUGGCAAAGGAGGAUUUGGUUCUGUCUUUUAUGCUAAAACAAGAACAACCAUCAAUCAGGGAACUCAUCUUCCUCCUCAAAUGGCAGUCAAAUCUGCAAUUAUGGAUCAAUCAUCUUCAUUAAAGCAUGAGAAACAAGUUCUCUGUGAUCUUACUUCCAGUCCGUACGUGGUUCGUUGUUAUGGAGACGAAGUCACGCAUAUGGCUAAUGGGGUGAAAGUAUAUAACUUACUCUUGGAGUACUGUUCGGGACUUAGUUUAGAACGACAAAUAAGAUUAUCCGGUUUUGGGUUGGCUGACUCUGAUGUUAAGUAUUAUUCAAGAGACGUUCUUCAGGGGUUGAAGCACAUUCACUGUCGUGGCUACAUCCAUUGCGAUAUCAAGCCCGACAACAUUUUGCUAGUGCCUGGUAGUGGAGAAAGGAAGGGAACUUUUGUAGCAAAGCUUGCGGACUUUGGAUUGGCUAAGGCAGUGGAUGAAGAGUGCCAUGAUUUGAGGGGCACAACCAGAUAUAUGUCUCCAGAAUUGGUGAGAGAAAAAAAGAUUGGGUAUGCUACAGACAUUUGGGCCUUUGGAUGUGCUGUGUUGGAGAUGCUAACCGGAAAACCAGCCUGGGAGUAUUCAGAAGUUAAAGAUCUUCUGUGGGUGAUUGGAUAUACAGAUGAACUGCCUCAAAUACCCAGUAAUGUAUCAGAAGAUGCAAAGGAUUUCCUGAGUCGAUGUUUUGUUCGUACUGCUGCUCAUAGAUGGUCUUCUGAUUGCUUACUAGAGCAUCCAUUCCUCUCUGUGAACUAG